GCCGCUGAGGAGGCGCCCGAGCGCGGCGGUAUCUUCCCUUGCCUCACUGGAGGGAGGAGGAGCCGCCGCCGCCGCUUGCGGGGAAGAAGUAAAUCACCGAUUAUAUGAAAAUGACUCCAGCAUCCUCCUGUAAUGCUUUUCAGCUUUGAAGGAAGUUCUUGCAUUGUUUCCAUGAUCUGAAACACUUGAUUGCCUUCAAAAGGGGGACACAAGCACAAAUCCAUAUGGAGGAUGAACCUCCUCCUUCUCAAGGAGUCAGUGUCAAGGAAGUUCCCAAAGAUUCAAUAAUUGUUGAAACACAGAAGUAAAUUUCAGAAGUAAAGGAGAAAGGAAAAAGUUUCUCAAGUUUCCAUUUUCAAUACGUGAAAACAAAUGUGUGUAUUUUCAAAGGUCUUGAAGGCAACAUUACUAUCAGCCCUGAAGAUGCUGGAUGUUGGGAAAUGGCCAAUUUUUUCUCUGUGUUCCCAAGAAGAGCUCAAGUUAAUUCGUCAAGCCUGUGUAUUUGGCAGUGCUGGUAAUGAAGUGUUGUAUGCAACUGAAAAUGAUGAGGUUUUUGUGCUUGGCAUGAACUGCAGUGGAUGUUUGGGAACAGGUGACAUGCAGAGCACUAUUGAACCGAGGAGGUUAGAUUCUCUAUGUGGCAAAAAGAUAGCCUGUCUGAGUUAUGGAAGUGGCCCUCAUGUUGUUCUUGCUACAGAAGAAGGAGAAGUGUAUACAUGGGGUCAUAAUGCUUACAGUCAGUUGGGCAAUGGUACAACAAAUCAUGGUUUCAUUCCCUGUCAAGUCUCUACUAACUUGGUGAACAAGAAAGUCAUUGAAGUUGCCUGUGGCUCUCAUCAUUCUAUGGUGUUAACAUCUGAUGGAGAGGUAUACACAUGGGGUUAUAAUAACUCAGGCCAAGUUGGAUCUGGUUCAACAGCUAAUCAACCAAUCCCUCGAAGAGUUACCAGCUGCCUACAAAAUAAAAUAGUAGUUAAUAUAGCCUGUGGACAGAUGUGCUCCAUGGCUGUGGUGGAAAAUGGAGAGGUCUAUGUCUGGGGUUACAAUGGCAAUGGCCAGCUCGGACUGGGCAGCGUUUGCAACCAGCCAACACCGUGCCGAAUAGCAGCUUUGCAAGGCAUUCGCGUACAGCGGGUUGCCUGUGGCUAUGCACAUACGUUAGUGCUAACAGAUGAAGGUCAGAUUUAUGCCUGGGGAGCCAAUUCAUAUGGACAGUUAGGUACCGGGAAUAAAAGUAACCAGCCUUACCCUACAACAGUUACUGUGGAUAAGGACAGAGUUAUAGAGAUUGCAGCCUGCCACUCUGCUCACACGUCAGCUGCCAAGACCCAGAGCGGCCAGGUGUACAUGUGGGGCCAAUGCCGUGGGCAGUCUGUGAUCCUUCCCCACCUCACUCACUUUUCCUGUACUGACGAUGUGUUUGCUUGCUUUGCUACCCCUGCCGUUAUGUGGCGUCUUCUAUCAGUAGAGCCUGAUGACCAUCUAACAGUAGCCCAGUCACUAAAGAAGGAAUUUGACAACCCUGAAACUGCAGACCUGAAGUUUCUAGUGGAUGGAAAAUAUAUUCAUGUUCAUAAAGUUCUUCUCAAAAUUAGGUGUGAACAUUUUCGUUCCAUACUGAAUAAUGAUGAUGAAAUUAUAGAAAUGAGUGAAUUUUCUUAUCCUGUUUACCGAGCCUUCCUGGAAUAUCUGUAUACAGACAACAUCAGGCUCCCUCCUGAAGAUGCAAUAGGACUGCUAGAUUUGGCAACGCUGUAUAGAGAAAACAGAUUGAAAAAGCUUUGCCAGCAAACGAUCAAACACGGCAUUUGUGAAGAGAAUGCCAUCGCUCUUCUUUCUGCCGCUGUCAAAUAUGAAGCUCAGGACUUGGAAGAAUUUUGCUUCAGAUUUUGCAUAAACCAUUUAACUGUUAUUACGCAAACUCAAGGCUUCGCAGAAAUGGACCACGACCUCCUGAAAAACUUCAUUAGCAAAGCAAGCAGAGUGGGAGCGUUCCGAAACUGAGCUCUGACUACCACCAGCCUGAAGAGCACGUCCUCUUCCCUCCUGAAAAUACUUUGGCUUUGGAGAAUUUAUCCAUGGUCAGAAUGUGCAAAGGUUUGGAAAGAAAGACUCGGUGUCCAUCAGCUUAGGAAAUGUGUAAAAGUCCACUAACAUACAGGUUUCGUAAAGAUGGCUACAGGACAGAUGUAUGGUGAGAGUUCAUUGCCAACAGUCAGAAUUUAACAACAAAAACCUAAUGCAGUAACUACCGUUUCCCACUUAAAGUCAAGCAAACUAAGCUAUCAUUAUCUUAUCCGUCUGAGGUUUUUUCCUUUUUUCUUUUUAAAAAAAAAAACCUGCAUUCGGAUUUUAUGGGACAGUGACCUGUUUGCUGCUAAAACUUUCAUACUAUACUGUUGUCACCAAACUAAGCUAAUAUGCCACAGUGGGCUGCUUUGUGCCUGGUUUAUCAUCCAGUGAAGACACAAACUUGGUUUUCUGAACAUAUGAUGAAGUACUAAAUUCUUUAGGAUGAGAGGCUUUCUGAUUGGUAGGAGGAUAUGUCUCACUUGGUGUUUAUUUGGAGUGUAAAUACCUAAACGCUGAAGAGCUUCAGCUGGAUAUUAUAGUUUUGAGUUCCUGGCACUUCGGUCCAUUUUUCUAGACAGAAUGAAAUAACUCUUCCUUUCCGUUACAUGAAGUGCAUUCCCUGGCACCCCAGCGGGCCAGGAAGCAUUCACAGUGUUUGUCUGGAUGUGAAUUAUUGUGCUGUGUGUUUUGGUACUCAGAAAACCAUCUGGUUGCUUGUUACCAAGAAAGACACCCAAACAAAAUCUCAAGGAAAGGGAAGUUCCACUUGAGCUUUGUUUGUUCCUGUCUUACUAUCUAUCCCCAAAUAGACCAUCUUGAGAAAAAGACAGUUUCGAAGUGAUAAAAAUGAGUCUUGCAAUUAAAUCAUAAGACUGAAACUCAUUUUUCAUGUGGCAAUAAGGACACCUUGUCCAAAUACAUUGUUUCAGGUUCUCCUUUGGUCAGUGCUGCGGGGUGACGGUACCGCUUACCGUACCUGCCUGGUUGAGGCGAGAGGAGUCGCCCUCUGGACGUGCCCCUCUCUUAUCACUGACCGUGGGGGGGACGGGAUGGCUAAGGUGGAGUAGAUGCUUAAUUUCUAACCAACUUAAGUGGGUUGAGAUGAAACCCCACCCAGCACUGCACAGGGGGAGGUUUGCCCCAUUACAGAAGACGUUGAGC
This is a messenger RNA of Chroicocephalus ridibundus (black-headed gull), 3234 nucleotides long. It is a transcript of the gene RCBTB2, whose product is annotated as RCC1 and BTB domain containing protein 2. Gene Ontology annotation, molecular function: protein binding. The coding region runs from base 373 to 2004 and encodes 543 amino acids. The transcript is spliced from 15 exons. The record is from RefSeq and is a predicted model, not a curated record. Lineage: Eukaryota; Metazoa; Chordata; Aves; Charadriiformes; Laridae.